GUUAUUAAUCACAUGGUCUCGUGACACACAACUUGUCGAUAUAUCGCCACAAGCUAGGCCGCAGAUCACUCUUUGUCGCCGCAGAUUUCUUGCGGAUAAAUUGGUGAUGAAGGAGUACAGUUUUGUCGAGUCAGAUGAUGACUCAGGUUUCAAAGAUGAUUCAAGCGUCGCAUUCUCAGUGCAAAGCGAUCGGUCAGAGCGUGUCACCACUUACAAAGUUAAAUCUUGGAACUGCUUUGCCACGAAAAAACAAGAGGUUAAAGUGAAACAAGAACAGGAAGAAAAUGGCACUCAAUGUGACUAUCCACGAAAACAAAACGUCUUUCAAAGAGCAACCAGGAAGAUCUUUGGCAAGACCAAGCGACUGUUUAACAAGAAGCAACAGGAGAACAAAAUUAGCAACACUGUGAAAACAGAAAAGAAACUGAAGGAAAAUCACACAGAACAGGUGGCAAUCAUAAUACCGUCAGACAGCUGUUGCAGUGUGAACGUGGAUCCAGCGCCUAACCGUCAAAACAACAGCUUCUUUCGAGCAGAGAAGAUGCGAUGCUCGAUUCGAGAAUCCCGCGGCUUGAACCCGCGGGAAGCUCUGCGGCUUCGCGAGAGACAGACAAUGCUUCGAGUUCUGUUUGAUUUUCAAGCAUGUGACGAUGAUGAUAUUUCCGUGAGUAGGGGAGAACUUGUUCAAGUACUCAACAAAGAUGAUAAGGAUUGGUGGUGGGUUGAAAAUGAACAUCGAGAAAGAGGAUUUGUGCCGCGAAACUUUCUUUGGCCCUGUGGCUGUUACGUGUGUCAACAAUUUAUUUUGGACAGAGUGACGAAUGUGAACCCAGUCCUCAGCGACCAAAACCCUGAACAUCAAAGAUUCCAGGCAAACGAUCAAAUAAUCAGGGAAGAAACAUUUGGCGAAAGAACACGGUUCAUUGGAAACAAAAGAUACACAAGUACAUGGUGUUAAAGACCUAGUCAUGUAAAACCUUGAAAAACUUCGCAAAAGAUAUGAGGCAACAGCUAAAGUGUUAGGCUGAAUGACGCUAAUGACAUUAGUUUUAUCCCUUCACAGCUUUUCUGACGAGACCACACUCACAAAAUUUUGAAUCUCAUUCAUGUAAUCAGUUCUUGGAAAGUGGAUGAAUAAGAGAAAUAAAGUUAAAAGUGGGCUGCUCACAUAAGCUGUUCAAACCAACCAGUUGA
Messenger RNA from Stylophora pistillata, 1194 nucleotides. RefSeq lists its product as uncharacterized. Gene Ontology annotation, molecular function: actin binding. The record is from RefSeq and is a predicted model, not a curated record. Gene Ontology annotation, cellular component: plasma membrane. Gene Ontology annotation, biological process: regulation of Rho protein signal transduction; Rho protein signal transduction. NCBI's taxonomy places the organism in Eukaryota, Metazoa, Cnidaria, Anthozoa, Scleractinia, Pocilloporidae.